CCAAACCACCUCUCUCUCUCUCUCUCUCUCUCCAAAGACAAAAACUUCAUAAAAAUCUUAGUAUAUACGCACGUAAAUUCUCCAUUACAAGGUUGUUUGUGCUUGUAGUAAUACAAAUAUACUCAACUUGAAAAGACCAAACUAGCUAUGGCGCCGAGCAUAAGCAAGAACGCCCUGGACGUAAUGGGGGUGAUGGACGGUGACAAUUUCGCCACGUCAAUAACUCUCCAAGGAACUGAAUUCCUGGCCAAUGGCCACCCCAUCCUCACCCACGUCCCUCCCAACGUCGUCGCCACCCCAUCACCCUUCAUGUCCUCCUCGGCCAACAACGCCAAGCCCAACAACAUGUCCGUGGGCUGCUUCGUGGGUUUCGACGCCGGCUUCCCCAGCAGCCGCCACGUGGCCUCCCUCGGCAAGCUCCGGGGAAUAAGAUUCAUGUCCAUAUUCCGCUUCAAGGUCUGGUGGACCACCCACUGGGUCGGAUCCAACGGCCGAGAUUUGGAGACCGAGACCCAGAUGAUGAUCCUCGACAAAAACGACGACGGAUCGCGCCCUUACGUUCUGAUCCUCCCGACCCUGGAGGGCCCCUUCCGAGCCUCGCUUCAAGCCGGGAGGGACGACCACGUGGACGCCUGCGUCGAGAGCGGCUCGACACGUGUCGCGUCCUCGAGCUUUCGGAGCUGCGUGUACAUGCACGUGGGGUACGACCCGUACGGUCUGGUCAAAGAGGCGAUGAGGGUGGUCAAAGUCCAUUUGGGCACGUUCCGUCUGAUGGAGGAGAAAACCCCGCCGAGAAUCGUGGACAAGUUCGGGUGGUGCACGUGGGACGCGUUCUACCUGAAGGUCCACCCUAAGGGCGUGUGGGAAGGCGUGAGAGCCCUCUCGGAGGGUGGGACCCCUCCCGGGAUGGUCCUGAUCGACGACGGCUGGCAGUCCAUCGCUCAUGAUGAGGAUUCGAUCUCUGAUGAUCAGGAAGGGAUGAAUCGGACGGCUGCGGGGGCGCAGAUGCCGUGCAGGCUGAUAAAAUUUGAGGAGAAUCACAAGUUCCGGGACUAUGUUAGUCCCAAAUGUGGGACCCGCAAGGGAAUGGGUGGGUUUGUGAGGGACUUGAAGGAGGAGUUUGGGACGGUUGAGGAGGUUUAUGUGUGGCACGCGUUGUGUGGGUAUUGGGGCGGGAUUAGGCCCGGUGUGUCUGGGAUGCCGGAGAGUAGGGUGGUGGGGCCCAAGUUGUCGAAGGGAUUGGAGGCCACGAUGGAGGAUCUGGCGGUGGAUAAGAUUGUGAGUAAUGGGGUCGGGUUGGUCCCACCGGAGAUGGCCCACCAAAUGUAUGAGGGGCUCCACUCGCAUCUUGAGUCGGUGGGGAUUGAUGGUGUCAAGGUUGAUGUGAUACAUUUGCUUGAGAUGCUAUCCGAGGACUAUGGUGGCCGAGUUGAGCUAGCGAAAGCUUAUUACAAGGCACUAACCGCUUCUGUGAAGAAACAUUUUAAAGGCAAUGGAGUCAUUGCUAGUAUGGAGCAUUGCAACGAUUUUAUGCUCCUGGGAACAGAGGCCAUAGCUCUUGGACGUGUUGGAGAUGAUUUUUGGUGCGUAGACCCAUCCGGGGAUCCAAACGGUACGUUUUGGCUACAAGGGUGUCACAUGGUGCACUGCGCCUACAAUAGUCUUUGGAUGGGGAAUUUCAUACACCCGGAUUGGGACAUGUUCCAAUCAACUCAUCCUUGUGCUGAAUUCCAUGCCGCUUCAAGGGCUAUCUCUGGAGGGCCAAUUUAUGUGAGUGAUUCCGUGGGAAGCCACAACUUCAAGUUGCUCAAAAGCUUAGCUUUACCAGAUGGGACUAUUCUGAGAUGCCAGUACUAUGCACUUCCGACAAGAGACUGCCUUUUUGAAGACCCUUUACAUGAUGGGAAAACCAUGCUCAAGAUUUGGAACCUCAACAAGUACACAGGAGUUUUGGGACUCUUCAACUGCCAAGGAGGAGGAUGGUGCCCCCAAUCGCGGCGGAACAAGAGCGCUUCGCGGUUUUCACGCUUGGUAACCUGCUCGGCGACCCCUAAGGACGUUGAAUGGAAAGCAGGGGGAAACCCAGUUCCCACUGAAGGAGUAAAUGUGUUUGCAGUUUACAUGUUCCAGGAAAAGAAGCUGAAGCUGCUAAAGCCUACAGAGAGCAUAGAGGUUUCACUUGAGCCUUUCUGUUUUGAGCUCCUCACUAUUUCUCCACUGAUGGUGUUGCCCACAAAACUAGUCCAAUUUGCCGCAAUUGGGUUGGUGAACAUGCAUAACACUGGCGGUGCAAUUCAGUCUAUGGAAGUUGAUGAUGAUGAAAAUAAGGUCAAAAUCGGAGUUAGAGGAUGUGGGGAAAUGAAGUCGUUUGCUUCGGAGAAGCCGGUCGCUUGCAUGGUUGAUGGGGUGAGUGUGAAGUUUGGUUAUGAGGAUAAGAUGGUCAGUGUUCAAGUUCCAUGGCCGAAUUCUUCAAGUGAAUCCAUUGUAGAGUAUUUGUUUUGAAAUGGAAUAUUGCAUUGUUUUGAAUCAAAAUCUGAAAUUAAAAAAAGUGUG
Morus notabilis is the source of this 2553-nucleotide messenger RNA. RefSeq names its product galactinol--sucrose galactosyltransferase. The record is from RefSeq and is a predicted model, not a curated record. The transcript has 4 exons. NCBI's taxonomy places the organism in Eukaryota, Viridiplantae, Streptophyta, Magnoliopsida, Rosales, Moraceae. The coding region runs from base 148 to 2502 and encodes 784 amino acids. Gene Ontology annotation, molecular function: galactinol-sucrose galactosyltransferase activity.